This is a messenger RNA of Nymphalis io (European peacock), 1945 nucleotides long. It is a transcript of the gene Mgat4a, whose product is annotated as alpha-1,3-mannosyl-glycoprotein 4-beta-N-acetylglucosaminyltransferase A. Lineage: Eukaryota; Metazoa; Arthropoda; Insecta; Lepidoptera; Nymphalidae. The transcript is spliced from 12 exons. Gene Ontology annotation, biological process: protein N-linked glycosylation. Gene Ontology annotation, cellular component: Golgi stack; endoplasmic reticulum-Golgi intermediate compartment; endoplasmic reticulum. Gene Ontology annotation, molecular function: acetylglucosaminyltransferase activity. The record is from RefSeq and is a predicted model, not a curated record.
UUUAUGUUCUAAACAUAGCAUCAUUCAUCGAGGUUUAAAACUCUGUUAAGAAUGAUCCGGAACAUCAGAAGAUGCGGUCCUCCGCGUCGUCGGAACAACAUCUUCCUCAUAGUUAUGAUCUCCGUUUUGUCAACGAUCUUCAUACUGUAUAGCUUCAACGGGUCUCAAUUUCCCAAGGAGGAAAGGAUGGAGAGAAAUAUAGCGCACAUGCAAACCCGUCUCCAGUUUCUUGAGUCGUUGUACUUAGCUCGGAGUGAAGACAUUCUUAAAAUUCAGAACAAGGUCUUCCCGAGGAAAAACUACACAUAUAACGUAGUAAAGCCAACUGAGAGACAUGACCAAAUAACACCCGAAAUAGUGAUGAUGUUGAAAAAUAUGACCGGUAUGAAGUCGACAGCGGGUGUCUAUACGAAGAUUGUACCAGUGAUGCAAAAUUCUUUCAUCUUAAAAUUGCUACCUCACCUCGCGGACGUUCCUAGCAGUUUACGACCAUCGUAUCACUUGAAAUCAAAUCGCCACGGUUCGGAAUACGUUAUAGCAAUACCGACUGUGAAAAGAGAUAAGCAGAGUUACCUUAUGGUAACCUUAGAGCAUUUGGUCGGCGGCUUACGUGAAAAGGACAAAAAUGACACGCUCAUCGUCGUUUUAGUCGGCGAAUCAGAUUUAGAGUAUGUUCUUAACAUCGCCAAAGACAUAGAGACUGAAUUUCAAAAAGAAGUGGAAGAUGGGAUGAUUGAAGUGAUAUCUCCUUCUGCAACCUAUUACCCGGAUCUGGACAGCUUACCACUAAGUCUUGGCGACUCAUUGAAGCGAGUGAAAUGGCGAACUAAGCAGAAUUUGGACACCAUUUUCUUAAUGGCGUACGCUCAAACCCGAGGAACUUACUACCUUAUGCUAGAGGACGAUGUCAUCUCUAAAGAUAACUAUAUGCAGGAAAUCAAGCAGUUCGUGAGCGCCAUUACGAUAACAAAUCCGGAUUGGUUUAUUUUGGAGUUUUGUCAUGUUGGUGGCAUUGGAAAGCUAUUUAAAUCAUCGGAACUGAUAAACUUUAUAGUAUAUGUGCAACUUUUUUACAAAAACAUGCCGAUUGAUUGGUUGGUAGAAAGCUACCUCGCUGAUCGGGUGUGCACCAUUGACAAAUACUCGAACGCUUGUGCGAAGAAUAAAAUGCAAAUCUGACCCAAAUAUAAAUCGUCCUUAUUCCAACACAUUGGCUUGUACUCGUCGCUUAAAGGAAAGAUUCAGAAAGUUAAGGAUCCCCGCUACGGCAAGCUGCCAUUGUUUUAUCCUCAUGACAACCCGAUUUUGAAAUUCGUCCGUGUAACAAUCAAAGAAAAAGGCCAAUAUACGGUAAAGAAUGCAUACGAAGGCAAAUCAUUCUUUUGGGGCCUUCGCCCUAAAAGGGGUGAAGUCAUCGAGUUCUGGUUUGCAAAGCCAACGCGGAUUUCAGGCUAUACCUUUAGAAGCGGCAACGUCGAACACCAAGCUGACAAAUUUUACGACACUGUCGUAGAAGUUUACACCAUGAACUCUAGAAACUUUUUCAUCGUGGAUCGUUUUGAUGAGUUCGGAUUGGCUGAUGGGAAACUCGACUAUAAUAUGGGCCCUCUUUUGGCUAUUCGCCUUCGAGUUAAUAAGGAUAGCCUUUACUGGGUUGUUCUUUCCGAGAUCGAGCUGAAAACACAUUUCGAUAAAAAAUAUUCUCGAAAGUUGGAUAUGAUGGAGACAACUUGGAGCGGAAUGGCUAAGAAUUAUUUGCCUGGUCAAAAGUUUCCAAAGCCAUUUGAAAAGGCUUUGGUAUAAAUGUGUUAGUUGAGAAUUUCGAUAUAUCAUGUUCUUUACAUUUGAAUUUGUACCCUUGCGAUCUAAACUGACUAAUGUUUCACUUUUAAUACAAAGUAAAAAAAAAGUACCAAAAAAAUAUAAGUGUUAGAAUUAAGGGCGA